This is a messenger RNA of Pistacia vera, 3582 nucleotides long. Its product is annotated as integrator complex subunit 3 homolog. The record is from RefSeq and is a predicted model, not a curated record. Lineage: Eukaryota; Viridiplantae; Streptophyta; Magnoliopsida; Sapindales; Anacardiaceae. Bases 99 to 3026 code for a protein of 975 amino acids. Gene Ontology annotation, cellular component: cytoplasm. The transcript is spliced from 4 exons.
ACAAAACCUCUCUCUUGGCUUCUAUAAUAUAAGCUGUACUAUCAGUUCAAGUGCUUUGUGUUUGAUUCAUUCUUUUUCUUGCAUUUUAUGAAGUCGUCAUGCCUCCAAAACUAAUAAGACUUGCCCCACACGAAGCUGAGAACGAGUUUGAACUAUCUCUAAGGCAAGCCUUCGCAGUUGUUGAGCCGCAGCUAAGAUCCCCAUUCCCAUUGACAAUUCCCAGUCCAGAAGAAUACUCCCAGUUGAAUAGCGCCAUACUCUAUGGCGUUUUGACUGAACCCCACCUCGCCAAAGUCCAUAUCAAGCAUCUACAUGCUGUAGUCACUGAUGGGUAUGGUUUAUUUGUGAGUUUGCUUGUAAAAAUUGUUAACGAACUGUAUGUGAAACUUUUUUAUUCGGUGAAAAGUCAACUGAUUUGGGUUACCAAGGAGAUGAUUGAUGUUUUAGCUGUAGGAUUUGAUGGGUUGUUGUGCUGUUUGUUGAGGCAGAUUGUUGGUGGGGAUUUUAGUGAUGUGAAUUUGUGGUUGUGUUUUGAGCUGGUGAAUGUGUUUUUGGGUAAAUGGGAUUGUUUAUUAGAGGAGGAACCUUUGGUUUUGAGCAGUGCAUUGUACACUUUUCUUCGUUUAUUAGCUGAUCAUUGUAGGUUUUCGAGUAAUGAGAAAUUGGAUCCAUUGAAGCAAUUAGAGAUUGAGUAUUGCGUCAAAAUGUUGAGGGAGCAGUUUCAUUUGUGUUUAAAGGUAGGUAGGGAUCUUGUUCGGUUACUACAGGAUUUGGUUCAUGUACCAGUGUUUCGAGCUAUAUGGAAAGAUUUGGCAUUGAACCCAAAUGAGUUUAAGACUCCAGGGUUCUCAGAUUUAUCACAGUUGGAUCACCUUAGGACUUCAAGUAGGUAUUUUUUACUUAGGAUCACUCCUGAAAUGGAAAACCAGUUGCGAUUUUUGCUUACACAUGUGAAAUUGGGGAGACAAAAACGGUAUCAGGUUUGGUUUACUAAGAAGUUUAUAUUUGGGCCGGAGAGAGAGACUCUUAUAGUUGACAUUGUACGGUUCAUAUGUUGUGGGCAUCACCCUUCUAAUGAAGUUCUUCAAUCGGAGGUUAUUCCUAGAUGGGCUGUCAUUGGUUGGCUUCUUAAGUGCUGUAGGAAGAAAUAUGUUGAAGCAAAUGUGAAGCUGGCACUGUUUUUCGAUUGGCUUUUCUUUGAAGAAAGUUUGGAUAACAUAAUGAAUAUUGAGCCUGCAAUUCUGUUGAUGGUAUGCUCAAUACCCCAAUAUAUUGACGUGACACACACCCUUCUUGAUUUUUUGUUCCUUCUUGUGGAUAACUAUGACAUGGACCGUAGUGAUAUUAUAGUUAGAGGUGUAACAUCUGCUUUUGGUGCAUUGGUUCAGAAGGGAGUGAUUCACUCCCUGAAUGUGUUGACCUCAUGCGAAGCACUUUCUCCUUACCUGAAAGAGAGGCUUGGGAAGCUUGUGUUAGCAUCUAAAGCUGGAGAUCCUAAGGGGUUGCAGUCGGCGCAUGUUUUCAGUUUGCCACUUUUAACUCCACCCCCAGAAAGACAGCCUACAAAAACUGGGGAAGAUGGAUUGAGAACCAGAUCUGCCAAUGCUUCUGUUUCAAUUUCGGAUGACUUGGCAACUCCCUGUAGUUUGCCAGUUAUUACUGCUGAAACUAUUAAGAGUUUGGUUCAAAAUCUGGGAGAAAGUAUAAGAAAUUCAAGUAAACUGGGCCUUGAAACGUUGGAUGCACUACUUCUAUCAUUUGUAAAACUUGAGUGCCAAAAACCAGGAAGUGCAUCCAUAGGGCCAGAAGCUUUAUCUUCUAAAAUAUCGAAGGAAUUUGAAUUAAAUGGCUACAAGCUGUUUGCUCCUCUUGAAAAUCUUCCUGAUGCUCCUAACCAUGAUGAUGAAAUUGGGUCAGCAACAGCCUUCGUAAUUCGCACAAUAAUAUUUUCACAGCAUGAGAGUAUGCAAAAAAUGCUGCUGUUCUGGUUAAAGAAUGGUUUUCCUGUUGGAGCACGCAUAUUAUCAUAUGCUUCAAGGCUAGCUUAUGAGGCAGAUAUGGUGAAAAGUUUGAUGGUUGACAAUGAUCUGGUUAAAAUAAAUGGUUCAGGGAUGGAGUUAUUGAUCUCUCAUGCUGAUGGUUAUUAUGCUUUUCUGAAUGAAAGAAACGGAGAUUCCUUUGGAUCCAUUGUUUCAACUUUUGUAACCAAUAAAGAAUUUGUUGCUAAGUUAGUGGAUAGUGCUUUUGCUGCUUACAGAUGUUUCCUUGCUUACACGAAAACUAUCUUACAUGGAGAAGCUGAUACAUCUCUGUCUAAGCUUCUUCUCUCUGAUUUGAUAUCUUGUUACACCUGGGGAAAGAAAAGACAGAAAUUCUUACUUGGCAGCAUCUUUUGUCAUCUUACGGAUUUAUUGGUUAGUGAGGAAUACAUUAUCAAGUUUAUUGUCAGUCGAUUGAAUCAUGCUGAUCUUGUAGAUAUACGGCUAGAAAUUGGCUUGAAGAAAUACUCUUUAUUUGGGGAGAAUAUAGAAGCCAUUUCCCACUUAAUUAUGAACUCUCUCCAUUGGGACUGCAUAGAACAACAUAAAUUUUGGGACUUGGUUAGGUCAGAGAUUGCGGUUUCUAAGAUUCAGGUGGAGAAGAUCAUUUUGGAAUUUUUCUGCUCUCAUGAUUUAGAUGCAAAUGUUGAUGCCAUUGCUGUUGGAGGCCUUUUGUCGUUAUGCAAUUUUUGUGCCCCAACGCUUGAGCUUGUUGGGGCAAUCAUGUUAUUACCAAAUAAUGUGUUCCAGGACUUCUCUGCUGCAGCUCUGGCUGCAUGGUUUAUAUCUAAUUCCUCGAUGCUGUUUGACAGCUUAGCUAAAUUUUCAGAGAAGUUUGACAACAAGAAUGAAGAUUCCGUUUUCUCCAAUUCGACUGGGAUUAUGAUAAACCGGUCUGCCAUUUUAUGGUUGUUGAAUCAUUUUAACGUGCAGGGGACAAGUAGCUCUGAUGUUUUGAGUAACUUGUCUAUCAGUCUACAAGGCUAGAAAGCGACAUAAGUGUCAUUUAGGAAUUUUAUGAUGUUUCUUUCACCUUUUGUUUAAGUUUUUCCUGUCGCUGCAACAAUCAAUUCAUUUCUGGUCACUUCUGUACAUCAAGAUAGCUAAGCAGCAUCAGAUGAGGGCAGCACUGGUUGAUGAUGCUCUUCCUAGUAUACUGGAUGAAGAAACAUUGUUGAUUCAGAUGCAUGCUGCAACAUUUGUUUUUGAACGUUUAGGUGGAUGCAGCUAUCUUCUCCUUCAGACAGGACAACCCAGAUGUUAGGUCAACCCAUCUAUGACCCCUGGGUUUUGAAAGAUAGGCGACCAACUGCUGUAGCCAAAUAGAAUGCAUUAAAUAUCAGUAUUUUACUUGUGAGAGUGCAGUGAACCAUUUGUCAUCAAAGUCAUAGAAGGUCACUUCUGGACAUCAAGAUAGCCAAGAGGUUUGUACUGAUUGCAACACUAGUUGAUGAUCGGUUCCCCAGUGGACUACAUGAAGGUCUGUUGGUAUUUUUUAAUAUUUAGGUUGAUGUCAGUGGCACCUCUUCUAUAUGAGACAGCC